AUGGAGGAGCUGCACAAGCGGCUUCCAGGCGAUUCACAUGGUGUACUCAACAACUUAGACCCACAGAGGUUUUCGUCCCAAAUUCCAGCGCCAUUUUCUGGUCGAAGACGAAAUAGCACUGCUUCAGCCAUUGGUGGACCAGGUCUAACAGAUCUAAUCAACCGUAGCUUGGCCAAAACAAAGCCGGAAAACACACGAAGACCCUACACAGACUCCCGAAAAAGCCUGCUGUCAGAAUCUAGAAAAAGUCUACGGUCUUCUCAAAGAACGUCUCUACUGCACAGCAACGGCAUCAACAUCAACAAUACUACCACAAACACCAACAACAAGGAUCCCAGACCUCUGCGAGACAGAAAUUUUCAGACUAUCAUCCAGCAGGAAAUCUUUGACUAUUUGCAGGCGCAGAAAUUCGAUGUCCAAGCAAACCAUCCCAUAUCGCUCAAGGCCCUGCGACAGCCUACUCAAAAAGACUUCGUUUUCAUUUUUAGGUGGCUCUACCAGAGAAUGGAUCCAGGUUACAAAUUUAGUAGAUCCAUAGAGCACGAAGUCUACGCAAUUCUGAGAACUAUCCAAUACCCUUACUUGGAAACCAUAAACAAGUCGCAGAUCUCAGCGGUGGGGGGUUCCAGUUGGCCCAAAUUCCUCGGUAUGUUACACUGGCUCGUUAAUACCAACAAGAGACUCGACGCGUAUCUACAAAAGGUGGAUCUGUCUCUAAUUAGCCAAAAUACUCAGGACCUGACAGUGCUGCGACAGCCUAUCGGUACAGUUGAUGAGCAAGAGGACAAGCAAGAAAAAUACGAGCUCAUAGUAGAACGUCUGUUCAUCGACUACAUAGUGCAGUCAUACAAAAGCUUCUUGAAGCUAGACGACGAUUACGAGGCUUACAUGAAGGAGCUAGUCUUGGGCUUUGAGAAAUUUGCUCAGGUUAUUAGAACUGACAUCAACAACAUAGCUAUGACCAACAGUGAUUUAUCAGUCAGGUACCACGACCUGAUAGAGAAAGGUAAAGAGGUUAAAUCGGCCAAGGACAAGUUCGAUGCUUUGCAAAGCGAUUUGACAAAGUUUCAGAACUAUGUAAGUGCAAUGCAACACAAGAGCCAGGAAUGGCCGAGAAAGUUGGAGAAAAUGGAAAUGGAGAAACAACUGAAAGCUGAACAGCUCAAACAGACCGAAAAUGAUAUUUCAGGGUUGCGCGACCUGAUAAAGGGCAAGAGCAUGGAGAUCGCUGAGAUCGACAAGCACAACGCAGAGCGCGAAAGACUAACAAGAGCCUUGGAUACAAUAUCAAGCCAACUGGACCAGGCAGUUAGCUCUGUGAAAACACAGAGGCUAGAGACAGAGGGGGCAUACAGAACCUUGGUAGAUGCGAGUAAUCAGUAUCAGACAGCAACCGAGAGCCUUACAACAGCACGUUCGAAUGUGGGCCACGAUAUAGGUGACAUUCUCCAGAAGCUUUCCCUGCCACCAAAAUUUAUUCAAGAUUACGAAGUUGGACACCACGAGUUGCAAUUCGAUGUUCCAGAGAGCCCACGUCUCCGAGAGACGGUUAUGCCCGUACUUUUAGAACUCAACACCUCAAUACAGAACCAAAUACAGGAUCUGCAGCUGGAAAACUCAUCUUAUGAUGCUCAUUUGGAGCGCAUCAGAUUGGAAAUUAACGAAAAGACUAAAGCUCUUGAGUCAUUAGAACAUGAACUUUCUUCGGCAAAAUCUCAGUACGAUGGUUAUAAGCAAGAGAGUCAUAGUCGGCUUUUGUCUCAGCGCAUAGAGAUUGAAAAAAUGGAAAGAAAACUUCAGAACACAAAGCAUUCAUCCCACCAGAAAAUUGUUCAAGCAGAGCAAGACGUUCAAAACACGAAACUUCAGUAUGAAGAACUAAAGCUGGCAGUAAAUCGGGAAAAGAACAACUUAUAUGCCAAGGUCAUUAAUGUCAUUGAGUUUGUUAGCACGUUCAAAAUAAACGUUCAAUCAUCGGUUGAAGAUUUGGAGUUUCUCACAGCGGAGGAGCUUCGGAAAGUGAAGUCAGGAUAA
This is a messenger RNA of Lachancea meyersii CBS 8951, 2034 nucleotides long. The record is from the annotation of a GenBank genome assembly. Lineage: Eukaryota; Fungi; Ascomycota; Saccharomycetes; Saccharomycetales; Saccharomycetaceae.